AAAACUUGCUAUCGCGAGGUCCAACAAUGCGAUAAAAAGCGAAACGACAUGACUAUCGCCAAAUCGCCAUCCCUAAAAUACUCCAUUAAACCCACACUCUCGUGCCCUCUUUAAAACCACCCCACAAUCCAUUCCUCAAACCUUUUACACCUUCAUUCAUACAUUCAUAUUCUCUCUCUUCUUUAUAGCGUUGUUGAUUCAACAAAAACUGAAGAAAACACCAACCAACACUCGAAACUCGAGACUCUCCCUCACUCCUGCUCUCUCUCUUCCUCUCUCCCGCAAUUCCACCCCAAAUCUCUCUCCUCCCGAAACCCUAGAACUCCGCUUGAUUUCUCCUUCAAUCUGCUGCGAUGCAGGAAUUUUCGGCCACGGUUGCCAGCCAUGUCCGAUUCCUUCUGCAAAGCUUGAAUGGAUCCAACUCUGAUUCUGUGCUUCAAGAGCUUUGUCAGUUCACUGAACAAGGCUUAGAAGGAAGCUUAUUGAUCCUGCAGAGCUUGUUGGAAUUUAUGAAUAUACAUGGGACAGAUGCAAAGAAAGUUCAUCUGCACCCAGUUAUUUCCUCAGUUUUUAGAUUUAUUUUGGAUAAACCAAAUUUCAGUACUGUUCUCUGUCAGUCUCUUCGAAAGUUCACAAUCAGAGAUGGAUUCCUCGAUGAUUUAUCAAAUGCUUUAGGUCUCUCACUUUCUGAAAAAAUCGCCAUUGGUCUCGCAUUCUCGGAGUCUGAAAAUCCUGAUGCUAGAUUGAUUGGGACAAAUUUCUGCAUGACUCAGAUUGAGGGAUUGUUUGCCAAUCCCAGCACAAUUGAAUCAACUGAAAAAAUCCAGAAUAUUUUCAUGUUCCUUCAUCGAUGUGAGGGCCUCUCAAAGCAUGUAGAUACUUUUACGCAGAUGUUGAGCUUAAUGCCUCUGAAAGAGGGUGUACCAUUGAUUUUGGCUCCCCUGGUCCCAGAUGACCUGAACGAUACCAAGUUCCUCAGUGACUGCAGGAGCAUGGAUUUAUUCUAUGAUUCUAAUGUAGAUGACUUUGAUACCAUUGUUGCUGAAAUGGAGAAGGAGAUUAGUAUGGCAGAUGUCAUGAAAGAACUAGGUUAUGGAUGCACGAUGAGUGCCUCAAAAUGCAAGGAAAUAUUGUCUCUUUUUAUGCCCCUAACUGAAGCAAGCAUUGCUAGGAUACUGGGCAUCGUUGUCCGUUCUCAUGCUGGUCUUGAGGAUAACACAACUACAUUCUCAUCAUUCCUAUCGGCAAUUGGCAGCAAUCCUUUGUCUGAUCUCCCAUAUCUCAGUUCCUGGGAUGUCAAUAUCCUUGUCAAGACAAUUAAACAGCUUGCACCUGAAACCAACUGGGCAGGUGUUAUGGAGAAUCUAGACCAUGAAGGAUUCUAUAUUCCUAAUGAGAACGCCUUCACAUUUUUCAUGACCAUUUACAAGCAUGCCUGUCAGGAUUCUUUCCCUCUCCAUGCUAUUUGCGGGUCAGUUUGGAAGAAUUCGGAGGGGCAACUUUCCUUUCUUAAGUAUGCAGUUUCUGCGCCACCUGAGUUAUUUACCUUUGCACAUUCUAUUAGGCAACUGGUGUAUGUUGAUUCAGUCCACGGUCUACAAUCUCAACCUGGACAGUCCAAUUAUGCAUGGUUGUGUCUUGAUCUUGUGGAUGUAUUGUGCCAAUUGGCUGAGAGGGGUCAUGCUGCUACAAUUCAAUCAAUGCUUGAAUACCCACUGAAACACUGCCCUGAAGUACUACUUCUUGGGGUAGCACAAAUCCAUACAUCUUAUAACCUUCUUCAGCAUGAAGUUGCUUCUACUGUUUUACCGAUGAUAAUUGCUAAUGCUGGCAGAAAAGGAGUUAUCCUUGACCUCUGGCACAUCAACCAUUAUUUGGUUUUACGUGGAUUUGUUGAUGUUCUAGCUAGUGAAUCAGACAGCAUUCACAGGAUUUUAGAUGUUUGCCAGGAAACCAAGAUUCUCAGCCAAGUCUUGGAGCGGAUUCCUUUUUCUUUUGCUAUCAAACUUGCGGCAGUUGCUUCUCAAAAAGAGCUUUUGGAUCUUGAGAGAUGGUUGAAUGAUAUGUUAAUGACAAGCAAAGACACUUUUUUUACGGAGUGCUUCAAGUAUAUUAAAGAGGUUCAGAGCCAAACAAUAUCUGAAGAGAAUGCUGACAAGCUGCAUGAAACUGUUUCGUCUGCUAACCCUGGCUCCCGGAGUGCUCUGGUCAUCCUGAAGGUCCUUCAAGCCAAGGCCCACGUAGUGACCUCCAAAAGUCUGUGUGAUGAAAUUGAAAAAAUGCAUGUAUCUCUGAUGAAUGGCAGUUUGGCUCCACAGAAUGAAGGAGUUGCUGAUUCACCCUCCUCAAAUAUGCCUUCUGACAUUGAUGCAGAGGCAAAUUCCUAUUUCCAGCACAUGUUUUCUGAACAGAUUACUGUUGGUGAUAUGGUCCUAAUGCUUACACGUUUCAAAGAAUCCCCUGACAAAAGGGAACUGUCUAUUUUCGAAUGCAUGAUUGCCAAUCUGUUUGAAGAGUAUAGAUUUUUCCCAAAAUACCCCGAGAGACAGCUUGGAAUUGCUGCUGUAUUAUUUGGCUCUAUCAUCAAGCAUCAGCUAGUAACACAUCUGACACUUGGUAUUGCACUCCGUUGUGUUUUGGAUGCUUUACGGAAGCCUGCAGAUUCAAAGAUGUUUACGUUUGGUACAAAAGCGUUGGAGCAGUUUGUCAAUCGUUUGGAUGAGUGGCCCCAAUAUUGCAAUCAUAUCUUGCAGAUAUCCCAUCUUCGUGGUACUCAUCAAGACCUAGUUGUAUUUAUUGAAGGAAUUCUUGCCCGGCAAUCUCAUGGUGGAAAUGGUCCUGUUGACCAACUUAAUAUUACUUCUCUGGGAACGACAGGCAACGAGAUUACUGGAUUGACUACUACACAGCUGGGGCAGCCACUUUCCUCUCCUUCACCCAUCCAACCUAGGCCCCCAGUGCAGGUAGAUGAUGGAAAUAAAGCUUCCUUAAGUAUGAAUAGCUUCACAAAGCCAUUAGUAGCUGCUUCAGCUCAAUCUACUGCAACGACUUUAGCUGAUGCAGUUAGCAUUCCAAAGAUUCCGAGUCCACUGACUACACCUGGAAUGCUGUCAUCCUCUCAAGGCUAUGCUCGUACCCGAGGAGUUACUAAUGCCAGGUUUGGUUCUGCAUUGAAUAUAGAGACCCUCCUUGCUGCUUCAGAACGAAGAGAAACACCAAUAGAGGCUCCAUCAUCUGAGGCUCAGGACAAAAUUUCAUUCAUUUUCAACAAUAUCUCUGCUUCUACUAUGGAUGCGAAGGCCAAAGAAUUUUCAGAAAUUCUGAAGGAGGAAUGCUAUCCCUGGUUUGCACAAUAUAUGGUGAUGAAAAGAGCUAGCAUUGAACCGAACUUUCAUGAAAUGUAUCUGAAGUUUCUGGACAAGAUUAAUUCAAAAGCUCUGUAUAAGGAAAUUGUUCAGGAAACAUAUGAGAAUUGCAAGGUUCUUUUAGGCUCUGAGCUCAUAAAAUCUAGUUCUGAAGAGCGCUCUUUGCUAAAAAAUUUGGGAAGCUGGCUUGGGAAACUUACAAUUGGUCGAAAUCAAGUUCUUAGGGCUCGUGAUAUUGAUCCUAAAUCUUUGAUUAUAGAGGCGUACGAGAAAGGAUUGAUGAUUGCUGUGAUUCCUUUUACGUCUAAGAUUUUGGAACCAUGUCAAAGCAGUCUAGCUUAUCAACCUCCAAAUCCUUGGACAAUGGGUAUUCUUGCCUUGCUUACUGAGAUCUAUGCGAUGCCAAACCUAAAGAUGAAUCUUAAAUUUGACAUUGAGGUGCUGUUUAAAAAUCUUGGUGUUCAGAUAAAAGAAGUGAACCCUACUUCUCUUUUAAGAGAUCGUGUGCGAGUAGUUGAAGGAAAUCCUGAUUUUUCAAACAAAGAGUUUGUAGCACCACAGCAACCAAUUUCUUCUGAAGAUCAAGUGGCAAUACCAGAGCCCAUGGAACCGCCUCCUAAACCUCAGCUUCCUGUUCCAAUUUCUCCGUAUGUUCCUGCUGAGGAUGAUAAGGGUGGUAGUAUGGGGUUUUCUGACCAGCUUCCUUCAGCUCAAGGAUUGCUCCAAUCUGCUGGAUCUCAAUCUCAAUAUAGCAUGACUCAGUUACCCCCUUCAAUUCCUAGCCUUGGAGCACAUGUCGUCGUGAAUUCAAAGCUGAAUAAUAUGGGCUUACAUGUGCACUUCCAGAGAGUUCUUCCACUUGCUAUGGAUAGAGCUAUCAAAGAAAUUGUGCCUGGUAUAGUGCAGCGUAGUGUUUCCAUCGCUACUCAAACUACUAAGGAGCUUGUUAUUAAGGAUUAUGCUUUGGAGUCAGAUGAGAGUCGCAUAUAUAAUGCUGCGCAUUUGAUGGUUGCUAGUCUUUCUGGAAGUCUAGCUCAUGUGACUUGCAAGGAACCUCUGCGUGGCUCAAUAACUAGUCAGCUGCGUAAUAUGCUUCAAGGAGUAAAUGUUGGAAGUGAAGUUUUAGAACAGUAUGUACAGCUCGUGACCAAUGACAACCUUGAUUUGGGUUGUGCAAUGAUUGAACAAGCAGCACAAGAGAAGGCUGUACAAACAAUUGAUGCAGAAAUCUCACAACAACUUUCCUUGAGAAGAAAGCACAGAGAAAGUCUUGGUUCCUCAAUAUAUGAUGCUAAUAUAUAUGCACAAGGUGCAAUGGGUAUCUUGCCCGAAACUCUUCGUCCUACCCCUGGGCGCUUGUCUUUUUCCCAGCAACGUGUUUAUGAGGAUUUUGUGCGGCUUCCCUGGCAGAACCAACAGUCGAGUCAAAGUGUUAAUGGUACGCUUGCUGCUCAUUCUCCUUCUCCUUCCCCUGCUGGUGGAAGCUUCCCGCGCACAUUCAGUGCAUCUUCAGGACAGCUAAGUUCAAAUAUCUACUCUGGACUCGGGAAUACUAGUUUUGGUGUGGGUGCUCAGCCUAUUGAUCUUGUUUCUGAUGAAAUGGAACCAUCUUCACAGAUACUUAGUACUGCUGCUCUUAGUCAGAUAAGAACUUCUGAAAGUGUUGGCUCUCAGCGCUCUGAGAAUGAUUCAACCCCGGUGUCUUCUUCUGGUGUGUCAGCCAUGGAAGCACUACCAGUUGAAUCAGCUGCAAGUAUGAAGGAUCCUGGAGUAACCUCCCAAUCACCACCGCAAGGAUCUGUGCCUAUAGGAACUGGUCUCUUAGAACCUUCAUUGACUAUUGGAGAUGUGCUGGACAAAUACCAGUUAGUUGCAUUGAAGUUGGAAACUGCCCUUUCUAGUGAUGGUAGAGAAGCGGAAAUUCAGCCUAUUGUUUCAGAGAUUCCACAGAUCAUACUAAAAUGUGGCAACCGAGAUGAAGCUGCUUUAGCUGUCGCACAAAAGGUUUUCAAAUCUUUGUAUGAGAAUUCAGGCAAUGGUUUGCACAUUGCUGCUCAUCUUGCAAUUUUAGCUGCAAUUCGUGAUGUGUGCAAACUUGUGGUGAAGGAGCUUACUAGCUGGUUGAUUUAUUCAGAUGAGGAACGGAAGUUCAAUAAGGAUAUUACUGUUGGCCUGAUAAGAAGGGAGUUGUUGAACUUGGCCGAAUAUAAUAUUCAUAUGGCGAAGCUUCUUGAUGCAGGAAGGAACAAAAUUGCAACUGAGUUUGCUGUUUCUCUUCUCCAAACUUUGGUGAAAGAAGAACCUAAGGUCAUUUCAGAGCUUCAGAAUUUAGUUGAAAACCUGGCAAAGCAGCUUGCUGCGAGGCCGGGGUCGCCUGAGUUGUUGCAGCAGUUAGUUGAAACGGUGAAAAAUCCAGCUGCUACUGUUGGUGGCCUCACCAGUCCUAGUACAGGGAAGGAUGAUAAGAACCGACAAACUAGAGACCAAAAGGUUUCUCAAUCUGUGGCAAGUAAGGGUGAGUACAACAGUGUAGAAGUAAUGGAGCCGGAUGCCUCUAGUUUCCAGAAGCAGGUUUCUCUACUUUUUGCAGAGUGGUAUCGGUUAUCUGAACUUCCUUCUGGAACUGAUACUCCAUGCAUCAGAUUUGUUAUACAGCUACAUCAAAAUGGUUUACUUAGAGGAGAUGACAUAACGGAGCGCUUCUUCCGGGUUCUUUUGGAAAUAUCUGUGUCACAUUUUGGUGAGGUGAUGCAGUCAUCUCAACAAGUGCAGUCUUCUUUUCUGGCAAUUGAUAUUUAUGCUAAACUAGUAUAUUCAAUCUUAAAGCAUUGCCCAGUGGAUCAGGGGUCAAGCAAACUCUUUCUCUUACCAAAGAUUUUAGCUGUAACUGUGAGAUCAAUUCAAAAAGAUGCUGAUGAAAAGAAAGAAGACUUUAAUCCAAGGCCAUAUUAUAGGCUCUUUAUUAAUUGGCUGUUAGACUUUGGUUCGUUAGACCCUGUGCACGAUGGUGUUAAUUUCCAGGUUUUGUCAGCUUUUGCGAAUGCAUUCCAUGCUUUGCAGCCCCUUAAAGUACCUGCUUUCAGCUUUGCAUGGCUAGAACUAGUUAGUCACAGAACUUUCAUGCCUAAGUUGCUUACCGGCAACUCUCAGAAGGGGUGGCCCUUUCUUCAUCGCUUGUUGGUUGACUUAUUUCAGUUCAUGGAGCCUUUCUUGAGGAAUGCAGAAAUGGGAGAAUUGAUACGCUUUCUGUACCAAGGAACUCUGAGAGUGCUGUUGGUGCUGCUGCAUGAUUUUCCAGAAUUCUUGUGUGACUUUCAUUUUAGUUUUUGUGAUGUCAUACCUCCCAGCUGCAUACAGAUGCGAAAUAUAAUCCUCAGUGCUUUUCCUCGCAACAUGAGACUUCCGGAUCCUUCAACUCCAAAUUUGAAGAUUGAUUUGCUGGAUGAGAUGAGCCAAGCACCUCGUAUAUUGUCCGAAGUUGAUGCAGCUUUGAAGGCAAAGCAGAUGAAAGCUGACGUUGAUGAGUUUCUCAGGACAAGGCAACAAUCAUCCCCAUUUCUGAGUGAUCUGAAGCAGAGAUUACUACUUCCACCUAGUGAGGCUUCCCAUGCUGGGACCUGUUACAAUGUACCUCUGAUCAACUCACUUGUAUUGUAUGUUGGAAUGCAGGCAAUUCAGCUGCUUCAGGCUCGGAACCGGUCACAACCUCAGUCAGUCAGCAGUGAUCCAUUGGCAGCUAAAGCAGCAUUGGAUAUAUUCCAAACUUUAAUUAGGGAUUUGGAUACUGAAUGCCGCUAUCUAUUUCUAAAUGCAAUUGCUAACCAGUUGCGUUAUCCAAAUACUCACACACAUUACUUCUCCGUCAUCCUCCUCUACUUAUUUUCUGAUGCGCACCAGGAGAUCAUUCAGGAACAAAUUACCAGAGUACUGUUAGAAAGGCUAAUUGUUAACAGGCCACAUCCGUGGGGACUGUUGAUUACAUUUAUUGAACUAAUCAAGAAUCCUGAUUAUAAUUUCUGGAACCGUACCUUCACUCGGUGUGCACCUGAAAUUGAAAAAUUGUUCGAGUCCGUUUCGACCUCGUGUGGGGGGCCAAAGCCUGUUAAUGAAAGCAUGGUUGGCUCCGGAGGAUUAUCAGAUAAUGCUCAUUGAAGUUAUCUUUCUUUGUAAAUGUGUAGAAGUAGAUUAGUCUUCUAACAUUGCUAGAAGACUGUAAAUGUACCAAUACUGUGAAUAUGCAUAUUCUAGAUACAUUCAAAUACCAAUGUUAUUAAUAACAUUUUUCUAAUGCUAGUUUAGGCAGGCUUAAUGCUCCUUUCUGUACCCAA
Messenger RNA from Chenopodium quinoa (quinoa), 7693 nucleotides. RefSeq names its product CCR4-NOT transcription complex subunit 1-like. Gene Ontology annotation, molecular function: molecular adaptor activity. Lineage: Eukaryota; Viridiplantae; Streptophyta; Magnoliopsida; Caryophyllales; Amaranthaceae. The record is from RefSeq and is a predicted model, not a curated record. Gene Ontology annotation, biological process: nuclear-transcribed mRNA catabolic process, deadenylation-dependent decay. Gene Ontology annotation, cellular component: P-body; CCR4-NOT core complex. Bases 354 to 7517 code for a protein of 2387 amino acids. The transcript has 51 exons.